Messenger RNA from Entrophospora candida, 228 nucleotides. The record is from the annotation of a GenBank genome assembly. NCBI's taxonomy places the organism in Eukaryota, Fungi, Glomeromycota, Glomeromycetes, Entrophosporales, Entrophosporaceae.
AACAAAUUUCCUUGGUAUAAAUUACUUAAACAAUUUUGUCAGGAAGUCAAUAUUAAAGGUGAUAUUAAAGAUAUAACAAAUGAAAAACAAUCGGAAUUAGAAUUAUACAGUUUCUUAUUGCACAAGGACUUAAACUUGGCUGAAAUUUUAUUUGAUAAGAAUAAAUAUCCAAAAUUAUGGCAGAUUUUUCCUGAAAUAAAGCUUGAAUCAGAAAUUCGUGCUGCCUGA